Molecule: messenger RNA, 366 nt
Organism: Trypanosoma theileri
Lineage: Eukaryota; Euglenozoa; Kinetoplastea; Trypanosomatida; Trypanosomatidae
Product: Golgi vesicular membrane trafficking protein
Exons: 1
Coding region: 1-366 (121 amino acids)
Source: RefSeq, a predicted model, not a curated record
AUGCAGCCGCAGAGUUCCGUGUUCCGCCACCGUGCACGCAUGCACGAAUCUGCGGAAAGAGAAAACGCACGGGGCGGUGUUAUUAGCGAAGCAACAGAGGAGGAGAAUGACGAACUCAUGCGUGCACUUCUGAGUGAUGUGCGUACUGUGCGGCGUCAGUUCACAGCCAUGGGGGCGGAGGUGCGGCGGCAGAAUUCACUGUUAGAUAGAUUAGACUCUGUGUUCGCCCGCACACGAAUGCAGCUUGGCCGCACACUGCGGCAGUUGGAUGUGUCUGGUGUGACCAGUGUGAAGCAUAUGUGGGUGUUGUUUAUCUUUGUCCUUGUUGUGUUUAUGUUGAUAUACGUGAUGUUAAAGUUUCGUUAA